Molecule: messenger RNA, 3053 nt
Organism: Chrysochloris asiatica (Cape golden mole)
Lineage: Eukaryota; Metazoa; Chordata; Mammalia; Afrosoricida; Chrysochloridae
Gene: HLTF
Product: helicase-like transcription factor
Exons: 24
Coding region: 219-3053 (944 amino acids)
Molecular function (GO): nucleic acid binding; ATP binding; hydrolase activity, acting on acid anhydrides, in phosphorus-containing anhydrides
Source: RefSeq, a predicted model, not a curated record
ACAAAGGGUCGCCGGUCUUUCAGAUUGUUGUUAGAAGGAGGCAGCGUCGACGUCUGAUUAGACUCGCGGCGUUUUAUCCGCUAUCGGUACGCUUUUUCUUCCGCGCUUGGAACCUAUCUACGGCUUCUCCUGCCGCGGGGCCUGGAAGGAGGCGUAUCUAGACGACUCGAGAACGAUCCGGGGCGCUCAGAGCACCCCUCGCUGCCCCAUUCAGCGCCAUGUCCUGGAUGUUCAAGAGAGAUCCUGUUUGGAAGUACUUGCAGACUGUCCAAUAUGGAGUCCAUGGAAAUUUUUCACGCCUUUCAUAUCCUACUUUCUUUCCUCGUUUUGAAUUUCAAGAUAUUAUCCCUCCAGAUGACUUUCUAACUAGUGAUGAAGAGCUGGAUUCUGUUUUAUUUGGAACUUUAAGAGGUCAUGUGGUUGGACUACGCUAUUACACUGGAGUAGUUAAUAAUAAUGAAAUGGUUGCUUUACAACGAGAGCCUAAUAAUGCCUAUGAUAAGAAUGCGAUUAAAGUAAACAACGUGAAUGGAAAUCAGGUUGGCCACGUAAAGAAAGAUCUGGCAGCUGCUUUGGCCUAUAUCAUGGACAACAAGUUGGCACAAGUUGAAGGGGUAGUUCCUUUUGGUGCAAACAAUGCUUUUACCAUGCCUUUGCAUAUGGCUUUCUGGGGAAAAGAAGAAAAUAGGAAAGCAGUGUUAGAUCAGUUGAAGAAACAUGGAUUUAAAUUGCUUCCUCCACCAAAAUCUUUGGGAUUCUCUUUGGAAAGUAGUUGGGGCUCUGGAAGAGCAGGACCAAGCUAUAGUAUGCCGGUUCAUGCUGCAGUACAGAUGACAACUGAACAGCUUAAAACAGAAUUUGAUAAAUUGUUUGAAGAUUUAAAAGAAGAUGAUAAAACUCAUGAAAUGGAACCAUCUGAGGCUAUUGAAACACCAUUACUUCCACAUCAAAAGCAAGCACUAAUGUGGAUGGUUUCACGGGAAAACAGUGAAGAACUUCCACCAUUCUGGGAACAGAGAAAUGACUUAUACUAUAACACAAUAACAAAUUUUUCUGAGAAGGAUCGACCAGAAAAUGUCCAUGGAGGAAUUUUAGCUGAUGAUAUGGGUUUGGGCAAAACUCUUACAGCCAUUGCUGUAAUUCUUACCAACUUUCAUGAUGGCAGACCUCUUCCUGUUGAAAGAAUUAAAAAGAGUCAACUAAAGAAGGAAUGUAUUGUUAACUCUGAACCUAUGAAACUUGAAGGAAACAACACCAGUGAAAAAGCAGAUGGACUAAUCAGAGAAGGAUCUAGAUGUAGCAAAGAGCCCAGUAUUUCAGAUGUGAAGGAGAAGAAUAAAUACUCCAUAUCAGAAUAUUUUAGCUCCCGUCCUAAAAGAAGAAAAACAGUUGACAAGUAUAUGGAAAGCAGUGAUUCAGAGGAAUUUGAAACAAGUGAAUUGCCACAGAAAACAAAAGGCAAGCUGAAAAGUGCAAAAUCAGAGACUAAAGGCAGAGGAAAAGCAGGAUCUUCCAAGAUUAAAGAAGAUCCAGAGUUCGCAUGUACACUUACAUCAAAAAAGAAAAUAUUGAAAAAGGGAACAUCUGCAGUGGAGGAUUCAAAGAAAACUGAUCUUGAAGAGAAACCAAGAACAACAUUGAUCAUCUGCCCUCUUUCUGUGUUAAGCAACUGGAUUGACCAGUUUGGACAACAUAUAAAAUCAGAGGUGCACUUGAAUUUCUGUGUUUAUUAUGGUCCUGAUCGUAUUAGAGAUCCAGCUCUGCUUUCAAAACAGGAUAUAGUUUUGACUACAUAUAACAUUUUAACUCAUGAUUAUGGGACUAAAGGGGACAGUCCAUUACAUAGCAUAAGGUGGCUAAGAGUGAUCCUGGAUGAAGGACAUGCCAUACGAAAUCCAAAUGCUCAGCAGACAAAAGCUGUGCUUGAUUUAGAAGCAGAAAGAAGAUGGGUAUUGACAGGUACUCCAAUCCAGAAUUCCUUAAAGGAUUUGUGGUCCCUUCUUUCUUUUUUAAAACUGAAACCAUUUCUUGAUAGAGAAUGGUGGCACAGAACAAUACAGCGUCCUGUUACCAUGGGAGAUGAAGGUGGACUUAGGUAUUUUAAUGAAGGUACUGUCCUGGCACACUAUGCAGAUGUCUUGGGUCUUUUGCUUAGAUUACGGCAGAUUUGUUGUCAUACUCAUCUUCUUACAAAUGCAGUUUCUUCUAGUGGUCCCACAGGAAAUGACACACCUGAAGAGCUGCGAAAGACAUUGAUAAGGAAGAUGAAGUUAAUUCUGAGCUCAGGUUCUGACGAAGAGUGUGCAAUUUGCUUGGAUUCUUUAACAGUUCCUGUGAUAACACACUGUGCACAUGUAUUUUGUAAACCUUGUAUUUGCCAGGUCAUUCAGAAUGAGCAGCCUAAUGCUAAAUGCCCUUUAUGCAGAAAUAACAUAGAUGGAAACAAUUUAUUACAAUGUCCUCCAGAAGAAUUAGCAUCCAGCACUGACAGAAAGAGUAAUAUGGAAUGGACAUCCAGUUCAAAGAUUAAUGCUUUAAUGCAUGCAUUGAUUGACUUAAGAACAAAGAAUCCCAACAUAAAAAGUUUGGUUGUCUCUCAGUUUACAACGUUCCUCUCUUUAAUAGAAACGCCACUUAAAGCCUCUGGAUUUGUAUUUACUCGUUUGGAUGGCUCUAUGGCCCAAAAGAAAAGAGUUGAAUCAAUUCAGUGUUUUCAAAAUACUGAAGCAGGUUCUCCAACGAUAAUGCUUCUGUCUCUGAAAGCAGGUGGAGUUGGUUUGAAUCUUUCUGCAGCUUCUCGAGUGUUUUUAAUGGAUCCAGCCUGGAACCCUGCUGCUGAAGACCAGUGCUUUGACAGAUGCCAUCGACUUGGCCAGAAGCAAGAAGUUAUCAUCACAAAAUUCAUUGUAAAGGACUCUGUGGAAGAAAAUAUGCUGAAAAUACAAAACACAAAGAGAGAACUUGCAGCUGGAGCUUUUGGAACUAAAAAACCAAAUGCUAAUGAAAUGAAACAAGCUAAAAUCAAUGAAAUCAAAACUUUAAUCGAUUUAUAA